Messenger RNA from Myodes glareolus (Bank vole), 3114 nucleotides. Lineage: Eukaryota; Metazoa; Chordata; Mammalia; Rodentia; Cricetidae. The record is from RefSeq and is a predicted model, not a curated record.
GGGAGCAGUUCACUCAUUGCCUCAACGCGUACCACGCGCGCCGCAACGUCUUCGACCUGGUGCGCACCCUGCGCGUCCUGCUGGACAGCCCGGUCAAGCGGCGUCUGCUGCCCAUGCUGCGACUGGUCAUCCCGCGCUCCGACCAGCUGCUCUUCGACCAGUACACGGCCGAGGGUCUCUACCUGCCAGCCACCACCCCUUAUAGGCAGCCCGCCUGGGCCGCUCCCGACGGCGCAGGGCCCGGGGAGGUGCGGCUCGUGAGCCUGCGGCGCGCCAAGGCCCACGAGGGCUUGGGCUUCAGCAUACGUGGGGGCUCGGAACACGGUGUGGGCAUCUACGUGUCACUAGUGGAGCCGGGCUCCCUGGCAGAGAAGGAAGGAUUGCGGGUCGGGGACCAGAUUCUGCGCGUCAACGACAAAUCUCUAGCCCGGGUGACCCACGCGGAGGCUGUCAAGGCUCUCAAGGGCUCCAAGAAGCUGGUGCUGUCUGUGUACUCAGCCGGGCGUAUCCCUGGGGGCUAUGUCACCAACCACAUCUACACCUGGGUGGACCCGCAGGGCCGCAGCACAUCUCCUCCCUCCAGCCUGCCCCAGCCACAUGGCAGCUCCCUGCGACAACAUGAGAAUGACCGAAGGAGUGCCCUACACCUCCUGCAGGAUGGAGAUGAGAAAAAGGUGAACCUGGUGCUGGGGGACGGCCGGUCCCUGGGCCUCACAAUCCGAGGUGGAGCUGAGUAUGGCCUUGGCAUUUACAUCACUGGCGUGGACCCUGGCUCAGAAGCAGAAAUCAGUGGACUCAAGAAGUAUGUUUUCAUGAGAAAAUUCUGGAAAGGAGCUUCUAAGAUACACCAUCCUGAAUUCCCAGUAGGACAUGUUGGGGACCAGAUUCUGGAGGUGAAUGGGCGGAGCUUUCUCAGCAUCUUGCAUGACGAGGCGGUGAAGCUGCUCAAGUCAUCCCGGCACCUCAUCCUGACGGUGAAGGACGUUGGAAGGCUGCCCCACGCACGUACCACCGUGGACCAGACCAAGUGGAUUGCCAGUUCCCGGAUUGGGGAAAGCACCACCAGCUCAGCAGGGUUUCCAGGGGACCUCAGAGAGGAAGGAACAAAUAAGCCAGGAUUUUACAAGGGCCCGGCUGGCUCCCAGGUGACCCUGAGCAGCCUGGGGAAUCAGACACGUGCACUUCUGGAUGACCAAGCUCGACAUCUGCUGACAGAGCCGGAGCGUGCCUCCAUGAUGUACUACCUGGACCAGUACCGUGGUGGUGCCAUCUCUGUGGAGGCCCUGGUCAUGGCACUGUUUGAAUUGCUCAACACACAUGCCAAGUUCUCUCUCCUGUCUGAGGUGAGGAGCAUCAUCUUGCCCCAAGACCUGGACCGCUUUGACCACCUGGUGCUGAGGCGAGAGAUAGAGUCCAUGAAGGCCCGGCAGCCCCCAGGCCCUGGUGCUGGAGACACCUAUUCCAUCGUGUCCUACAGUGACACUGGCUCAUCCACAGGCAGCCAUGGCACCUCCACAACGGUCAGCUCAGCCAGGAACACGUUAGACCUGGAGGGAAACGGUGAGACCACCGAAGGCAAUGUUAACACCCUGCCGGAUGUGUCUGUGGACGACGUCAAACCCCCCUCAGAAGAUCUGUCUGGCAUCAAGCCACCCCCUCCCCCACCACCAUUGGCUCAAGAUCACGACCACCGACUUGACCAAACACGGAAGCCAGGAAGGGAGGACCCUACACCUGUGUCUUCUGCUGGCCACUCAGGCAUUGUCUUCUCAGCACCACAGAAUCGAAGCCCACCACUGGGCCCUGCACCCACCCCAGGGCCCCCCUCAGCACCGGACUCACCCUCCUCUCCCAUUUAUGCUUCCGUCUCCCAUGCCAACCCCAGGCCUAGGAAGCCGCUGGACACCCACCUGGCCCUGGUUAACCAGCAUCCCAUCGGUCCCUUCCCUCGGGUCCAGUCCCCACCGCACCUGAAGAGCCCUCCUGCAGAGACCCAAGGGGCUGGGGCCUGCCUUCCGUCACCAUCGUCCUCCGAUCACCCUGCCCCUGUGGGCGCAAACCAGCACUUUGUCUUGGUGGAGGUGCACCGUCCGGAUAGCGAGCCUGACGUGAAUGAAGUCCGGGCCCUGCCCCAGACACGCACAGCCUCCACACUCUCUCAGCUCUCGGACAGUGGGCAGACUCUAAGUGAGGACAGUGGUGUGGACGCUGGGGAGACAGAGGCCAGCACUUCGGGCCGAGGCGGACAGGCAGCGUCCACUAGGAGCAAGAGUGGCAAGGAACUGCCCCGGACGGAGAGGACCACAGAGGGCGCCAAUAAACCUCCUGGCCUCCUGGAGCCAACAUCCACUCUAGUCCGUGUAAGGAAAAGUGCAGCCACACUGGGCAUCGCCAUUGAGGGUGGUGCCAACACACGCCAGCCUCUGCCCAGGAUUGUCACAAUUCAGCGAGGAGGUUCUGCCCAUAAUUGUGGGCAGCUAAAGGUGGGCCACGUGAUUCUGGAAGUGAACGGGCUGGCACUUCGGGGUAAGGAGCACAGAGAGGCGGCCCGCAUCAUCGCUGAGGCCUUCAAGACCAAGGAGAGAGACUACAUCGACUUUCUGGUCACUGAGUUCAACGUGAUGCUCUAGGGAUGGAGCCAAGAUCGGGACUGCAGGACAGGGUCACAGGGUCACAGGGUCACAGGCAGACUCUCCAUGUCACCCUGACACACACACCCUGCCUGGUCCCCUGGCCAGAAUCUGUGUGCCAGAAACACAGUAGGAGCUCAAUAAAACUGUUAGGGAAGGAUGGGGGUGCUGCCACCCCUAGAUGCCUAGGUCUUGGUUGUGAUGUCACAGGAGGGCUCACGGACUGCUUCCUGCCGGGGGACCUUCAGUGCCACAGUGAGCCGCCAGCACGCCUGUUCACACCAGUCGCACCCCCUCCUCUUAGCUCAGUGUCCUCAUGGUAUUUAUUUAUCUAUUUCCCUUCCUGUGCUUCCGGGGACCCCAAACCCCACAUUCCCCUUGCACUCCCAGCCUCUCCUAGAGGCCUUGCAGGCGACCAGCAGUGCGGUGUAUUUAUAUACAGAGCUUAUGACUUUAAUUUUUCAAUAAAGAAAUCUGAACAAGG